This is a messenger RNA of Tripterygium wilfordii, 1080 nucleotides long. RefSeq lists its product as uncharacterized. Lineage: Eukaryota; Viridiplantae; Streptophyta; Magnoliopsida; Celastrales; Celastraceae. The record is from RefSeq and is a predicted model, not a curated record. The transcript has 3 exons. Bases 1 to 1080 code for a protein of 359 amino acids.
AUGGUAAGGUUUAUAGCAAACAUUAGAGAUCCGACAACUUUGGAUACUCUGUUUGCCUUGCACCUGAGGAAGGGAGAGUCUCUCAAAACUUAUGCGUCAAGGUAUUUAGAUACAUAUGCAGAUAUUGAAGAUUGUGAUGAGAAGACUACUGUAGCUACCUUCUAUAUGUGCGACAAAGACAUCUUAAAGAAGGGGAUCGUCAGUUCUCCCACCCUCAGGAAGGAUAACAAAAAGGCUGACAUAGGCGGAAGCGGACGGGAGAAUGAGUCACUUAAGGCUCCAAAGCUUAGUUCAUAUGAAGCGAUGAGAACAAUAUUUAAAGACCCUAUAUACUUAAUACUCCCUCAGAUUGUUGACAAGCUGUUCUUUAGGCGACCAAACAAGAUGGUCGGGGAUCCAUCGACUCGGAACCGAUGCAAAUGGUGUUCCUACCAUAAGGACAAGGGCCAUAGAAUAGAGGAGUGCGGAGAGUUCAAGCGGCACUUGGAGGAUCUAAUGCGACAAAGACAUAUUAAAGAAUUCAUUGACAGAGAGAAUACUAUUGGAGAGAAGAAAGUAGAGCCCCAACCAAAUAAACAAGAUCCUAUGCAUUAUGUGGUCAAUUUUAUUGACACGAUGAUGCCCGAGGUUCCACUCAAUGAAGGAUUGAGGCGGACGGAGUAUAGAAGGGUUUAUCAUCAUCAGGAGGUCUUGUGUAUGGACUUCAAUCCUGAGUUGGGACAAAAAAGGCCGAGGGAGUCAACAACAGUAACCUUCAACAAGGAAGAUACAACUGGAGUGAUCUUCCCACAUAAUGAUGCUCUCGUGAUCUCCCUGAAAAUAGGCAUAGCCAUGCAUUUGUUGGAGGCUGUACCAUCCUCUUACCACCAUAUGAUGAAGUUCACUUAUGAAGACAAUGUAGUGGAGAUAAGAGGUGACCAGGCUACGUCAAAGGAAUGCUUCAUGGAAAAAGUCAAGUCCUUAGAGAGAGUUAUGCUGAUGGAAGAAGAGGCUCUUGUUCUUGAGGAGGUUGGGAAGGAACCUAUGACCAAGUCGAUGGAAGAUCUUGAGAAAGUGGAAGUAGCACCCCGAAGUCCAUAA